Molecule: messenger RNA, 1383 nt
Organism: Cladocopium goreaui
Lineage: Eukaryota; Dinophyceae; Suessiales; Symbiodiniaceae
Source: the annotation of a GenBank genome assembly
AUGGGAAGUGGUGGCUCUGUUGCCGUAGCUGAACAAGUAAACAAAUGCUCCACAGAGGAUUUGCAACAAAUCCUCCCACAUCUCAGCGAUGACAGCCGCGUCAAGCUUUUAGAGGUGCUGGGAUCCGAGAAGAAUGUGGAGAAGAAAACAGUAAUCGAAGAAGAAGUGGUUCCUGCAGGUGGCGUGAGCCCUGCCACGAUCCUGACCUCCUUUUGGCGCAAGAAGUUGGGACAGGAAGGUUCCACGAGCAUUCCCAUCGUGAAGGCUGCAGAUCUGGGGGUGAUCUCUAGGAGCGCCAAGAAGUUCGAGGGCAAAGGGGGCCAUGACCCAUGGUUUGGACCCACUGCCUUCACCGUCUUUGGCGAGAGGUGGACUCUGGAUGAUUUCUUGGGCGCCGGGGCCUUUGGCCAAUCCUACUUGGCGACACACGAGCCUACAGGGCAUCGCUAUGUCAUGAAGUUUCUGUCGCGGGACAAUGAUCGCGAGCUGAAGUUUUUGAAAGAAGCACCCUUUCAGGUGUUUCAGCAUCCCAAUGUCAUCACCUACGUGGGCAUUGCCACCCACAUUGGUCGUGGUUGUGAGAGUUGGAACCCUGCCAGACACAUUGUGGUCAUGGAGGCCAUCCCCAACGGCGAGCUCUUCGACCUCAUCACCGCCGAGGGCCAGGCCAUGACGGACGGCACCAUGCGACGCCUGGUGCAUGGCAUCAUCAACGGCAUGGCCGAGCUGUGCAAGUAUGGCAUCACUCAUCGAGAUCUCAAACCUGACAACCUCUUGAUCGAUGAGAACGGACAGGUGAUCAUCAUCGACCUGGGCUGUGCCAACCUGGUGCAGUGGCUGCACGAGGGCGGCGUCCAAAGCGAGGAUGUGGGAAGCCCCGUGCGGAUGUCGGUUUAUCCGCUUGUUGACCCACCUGUCGAACCUGAGCACAGGGCACCAGGCGCGAGAACCACUGCCUCCGCUCCGAGAGCCAGCCGACGUGCAACCUACACAACCCGUAGACGAUUUGCACCUUAUCCGCCCCAAGAUCCAGCAUCCGUAGCUCCACGCACACCCUCAGAGCAUUCAGCCCCUGAAGAAGAAGAUCAACCAUCUCCGGAAGAGGUCGAAGAAGUUGAGGUUGAAGUAGAGCCGGAAGACGCCCAGUCUUCUGAGGAAGCGCCUUUAGCACUGCCUGAAGGUGAGGAUUUUGAAGCGGAAGGGGCUGCUGUUACAGCGCCUCAGCCGAUCUUGCCGGCAACACCAAAGACUCCAACAGUUCUUAGAGGGAGCAUUGGAAGCCAGUGUCCGCUCCGGGAGAUCGUGAAGUUCAACCGGCAACUCCAAGAAGAACAUCGUCAGUUCCUGCUCCAAAGCCCCCAAAGCCAGCGCCUCCAGGCUUAG